AUGGCGUCCCACCCAGCAGUUUUGUUGACCGUUUUACUGUUCUGCACAUACGGUGUGAAGGUGUCGUGGAGCCAGUACCACAAUUCAACAGCGCUGUCCAUCCAAAUAGACACGUUGUUUGCGGAGUACGACAGAGAAGUGCCUCCACCGAGUUCAGGUGCCCUCGAAGUUCACGUAACACUGAACGUCAAUCAUGCCAACAUCGAUCAAGAACAGUCUGUGAUGAGGCUGCUGGCUGAUUUACAUUUGGUAUGGGUAGACAAACGCCUCCGGUGGAAUCAAACGGAAUGGGGUUGUGAUUACGCUAUUACAGCGGCAGAACGUCUCUGGCUCCCAGACAUCGUACUGAUGAACGCAGCGGCCACCGGCGUGUCCACCGCUCCUAGUGACGUCGGCCUGAGAGCUCGCCUUAAUUAUGAUGGAGCGAUAACCUGGGCUAUGAGGCUGGACCUCACAGCGCCCCUGGAGUUACAAUUGUACGACUGGCCCGAAGACACACAGUCGUGUAUUUUCAGGUUUGCGCCAAGGUCGUACAGCUCGGAUCAAAUUGAGCUCAAAGUUAUUGAGGCGCAGAGCGCGGUUGUAUUCGAAAGUGGCACCUGGGAGAUCCAGACGAUAAACGGCGAUACAUUAAAAUGGGAUCGCGGUGAGGAGGAGACCAGUGUGGCGCUGUGGAUGAUCGCAGUGAAGCGCCGUGCGCCCGCGCACGCCCUUGCAGCCAACACUGUGUUGAUCGCCUCUGCACUAGUCCUCGCUGCAGCGAUAUCGCUGCCUCCUGAUCAACGACAUGCGCUAGCAGCCUGCGCGUCAUUCAUCGCGACUCUGUGGAUGAUCACGGCGCUGCUCCGUCUGCCCGGGGCGCACACGUGUCCCCGCGUGUUGUCCCUGAUGUGCGCCAUGUGCAUAUGUGGUGCACUCUGCAGCGCGUGCGCAGCGUUCGUGAGGCGCGUGGCGAACUGCCCCGUGCCACCGCCGCGCCUGCUGCGGGGCCUGCUCUCCAGCCUCUCCACUAUCUGCAGGCUUACGCCUUCACCCGAAGCCUGUACAUCAUCAGAGAGCGGUGCGUGGGCGGCGGCGAGUGUGCUGGCGGACCGCACGCUGUGCGGCGCGUUGCUGCUGACGCUGCUGGUGCUGCUCGCCGUGCAGCUGCUCUAA
Messenger RNA from Arctia plantaginis, 1155 nucleotides. The record is from the annotation of a GenBank genome assembly. Lineage: Eukaryota; Metazoa; Arthropoda; Insecta; Lepidoptera; Erebidae.